Messenger RNA from Mycotypha africana, 1443 nucleotides. Its product is annotated as glycoside hydrolase. The transcript has 4 exons. Lineage: Eukaryota; Fungi; Mucoromycota; Mucoromycetes; Mucorales; Mycotyphaceae. Gene Ontology annotation, cellular component: endoplasmic reticulum; membrane. The record is from RefSeq and is a predicted model, not a curated record. Gene Ontology annotation, molecular function: mannosyl-oligosaccharide 1,2-alpha-mannosidase activity; calcium ion binding. Gene Ontology annotation, biological process: carbohydrate metabolic process; N-glycan processing. The coding region runs from base 1 to 1443 and encodes 480 amino acids.
AUGGAUGACGAACUUACCGCUUUUCGACAAAGGAAAAUCGUCGACGCUUUUCGUCAUGCUUGGAAGGGCUACAAAACAGAUGCUUUUGGUAAAGAUGAAUACCAGCCUCUCACUCAUGCCGGCCAUAGUUGGGCGCCUGGUGGCAUUGGACUUAUGAUUAUCGAUGCGCUUGAUACCAUCAUGUUGAUGAACCUUACAGAUGAAUAUCAAGAAGCCCGAUCGUGGAUUGUGCAUCAUCUCGAUUUUGAAAAACAUCAAGAUGUGAAUGUAUUCGAAACCACUAUCCGGGUGUUAGGUGGUUUAUUGGCUGCCUAUCAUCUCUCCGGUAACGACCCUGUCUAUCUGGAGAAGGCCGUUGAUUUAGGCGAUCGCUUAUUGCCGGCCUUCCAUAGUGGUUCGGGUGUACCGUUCUCUGGUGUAUUUUUGGCAAGCGGUAGUGCCAAGAGUUUUGGCCCUAGUAGUACGGCGGAAGCAACAACAGUGCAGAUGGAAUUCAAGUAUCUCAGUCAUUUAACAGGGGAUAUGAAAUAUUGGAACGCGGUCGAAAAAGUAAUGGACCAUAUGCAUGCAUUGGUUCAUACGGAAGGCUCUGGAGCUUUGAACGGUUUGGUUCCCAUUUAUAUUGAUCCUGUAUCUGGACGAUUUGCAUCGAAAGAGAUUCGUUUAGGUUCACGUGGAGAUAGUUAUUAUGAAUACCUUUUGAAGCUUUAUCUACAGACCGAUAAAACAGAAAUCAGAUAUAAAGAAAGAUAUGAGCAUGCUUUAGAAAGUGUGAAAAAGCAUCUCGUUCAAUACAGUUACCCCAACCAUUACAUGUACAUUGCUGAAAUGUUGGAUGCGUCGGAUCCUACAGCACACCAUCCAAAAAUGGACCAUCUCGUUUGCUUUUUAGGUGGAAACGUCGUGUUGGGCAUCACGGAAGGCGCACCACUGGAUCAGUUGGACCCUUUGGAUACGAAAGAAAUGGAGGAUUUGCACUUGGGCGAAGAAUUAACGAGAACAUGUUAUCAAAUGUACAGAAUGACAGCCACUGGUUUGGCGAGUGAGAUUGUUUACUUUAAUAAUAAGAAGGAAAGUCAAAAAGACGAUCCUGAUAUGGAGAUUCAUGUGAGAGAUCGACAUAAUCUCCUGCGACCUGAAACGGUAGAAAGUCUCUUCUUACUGUACAGAUUGACAGGGGAUAACAAAUAUCGUGAAUGGGGUUGGAAUAUUUUUGAGGCCUUUGAAAAAUAUACAAAACUUCCUGAAGGUGGUUAUACAGCUUUGAAAGAUGUCACAGUCAUUCCACCACCUCGUGAUAAUAGAAUGGAUACCUUUUUCUUGGCGGAAACACUGAAAUACCUUUACCUAUUGUUCAGCCCAGAUGACAUUAUACCUUUGGAAAACUAUGUUCUUAAUACGGAAGGACAUCCUUUGCCUGUGUUUUCUCCCAAAAACAAAUAA